AUGUCAACACAAAAAUCUGAAAAAUCUAUAAAAAAUCAUUAAUAAGAUGAAAAGUUGAAGAAAUUGUUUAUGAAAAUAACUCUAAAUUCAUUACGCAAGUAUUUUAACACUAAAUAACUUCCAUAUCAUCCCUUGAUUACUUGCGUAAGCAUUAAACCAGGAUGCAUCAAUCGAUGUGCCUCUCUUUAAUCAUAUCCUAAUUAAUCUGUAUGGAAAUCUCUUCUAGAGUUACCUAAUGAAAUGCAACAAGAAGUUGUUGAGUUUCUAAUAAAUGAGUUGAAUGUCAAAUAAUAAAAAUUCUCAUCAAAAUUUUUAAUAGAAGGCUAAGAAAGGAUAAGGAAUAACUUUGACUUUUAGAGCUUUUACAAAGAGCCAAUUAAGCCUGACAUCCUACCAAAUGAUAAUUAAUCAGAUUCUAAAAAAGUCGAAGACAUUGAAAUUAAGGAUGAUGGAACUAAGAUAAAAUAAAAGAAAUGGUUCAAAGGGGAAGACUUUGUAAGUGAAUCAAAGUAAAUUGCAACAUAGAUGAGAUUAUGUAAUCAAAUUCCUCCAUUAGUAACAGUCAAUUCAAUUCAUUAUCACAAAAUGAGAAGUCUUCUAGAAAAAAUUAAGGAAUAGAAAUUUAAACAGUCAGAGGAAAUGAAAAUCUUUGUAGAAGAACUUGAGAAGUUUAUUUAAAAGGACCCAAAAUCAAUGGAACUUAAAAAAAAGAAGAAGAUUAAAAAAUCUAAUGAUAAAAAGGAUCAUCAACAUGAUGAUUAAGAAUCCAUUUAAAGAUCAAAAUCACUUUAAGAUGAAGUUAAAGUCGAAGAUAAUUCAGCCUAAGAUUUCCUUGAUCAAUUCAAAAUGAAAAUUAAAUAGAUUGAACCUGGGGUUGUUCUAUACCUUCCAUAAUAUAAAAAAAUAGAUCCUUAAUACCAUCAAUAUUACAAAAAUCUAGAAGAUAGUUAUUUCAAAGAUUUGUAUUAUAAGGUAAAGGUUGAAGAAAUAGUACUAAAUACUAAAAAUAUCUUAAGGUUCGCCAGACAAGUUUUUCAAAAUUUAGAUUUUAUUAUUCCAUACAAGCAAGAAAACCUAAAUUCUUUGAAAUGA
Messenger RNA from Paramecium pentaurelia, 1092 nucleotides. Lineage: Eukaryota; Ciliophora; Oligohymenophorea; Peniculida; Parameciidae. The record is from the annotation of a GenBank genome assembly.